UAGGACAGAGAGUGCUUUGAAGUUUGGAUGGUUCUUUCUGUUUUAUUUGGUGAGUUCUGUAAUGUGUUAUUGUGGCAAAAGGCUCUCCAGAUUAAGUCGAACAAACACAAUAGACAUCUCAUCUUCUUUUCAUACCUUAUUGCAACUGCACAUUUGUUUCUGUGUAUAUUCAGCUGUGGCUCCUCCAGUUAUUUUCAAGGGAAAAUCUUUGACAGGAAUCUUGCCAACGAUUGAAGUCAUAGGGAAUAGUGUCAUAGACGUGUUAUUUUACUUCGUUGGAUUUGGAUUAUUCUGCCUCGAGUCUCUGCUCAGCAUUUGAGUCAUUCAGGUGGAUAUUUCUUUUGAUUAGAAUUUGGGAAAAACUAAAUGAAUUACAUCUUGAAUAGUAGUCUAUUCCUUCUCUAUGUUAAAUGAGAGUGGCCCACGCUCUUGUUGCUAACCAUGAUAGUUAACUAUUUCUAGUGACCUUUAUUUACAUAUUUGUCAAAGGAGACUUGAA
Messenger RNA from Ananas comosus (pineapple), 499 nucleotides. RefSeq names its product secretory carrier-associated membrane protein 2-like. Gene Ontology annotation, biological process: protein transport. The transcript is spliced from 3 exons. Gene Ontology annotation, cellular component: membrane. Bases 62 to 319 code for a protein of 85 amino acids. The record is from RefSeq and is a predicted model, not a curated record. NCBI's taxonomy places the organism in Eukaryota, Viridiplantae, Streptophyta, Magnoliopsida, Poales, Bromeliaceae.